UCCCUUUUCCGCGACAGGAAGUUAACGUGCCUAAGGUGCUUGGUUCUUCACCAGAAGCUAAGGCCCGCAAUCCGGCAACUAGCACCGUCAAAUUUAGGCAUCCGCCCCGUCAAAUAUAAAAUCUAACAUCUACAAUGGCCUCCGUGUCCGAGCUCGCCUGCAUUUACUCCGCUCUGAUCCUCCACGACGAUGAAGUGACCGUCACCGAGGACAAGCUGAAUGCUCUGAUCAAGGCAGCUAAUGUCACAGUGGAGCCCUUCUGGCCCAGUCUGUUUGCCAAGGCCCUGUCCAGCGUUGACAUCGGGAGCCUGAUCUGCAACGUUGGUGCCGGAGGUGGAGCUCCAGCUGGCGCCCCUGCUGCUGGUGGUGCUGCCGCUGCUGGUGACGCCCCAGCCAAGGAGGAGGAGAAGAAAGAGGAGAAGAAGGAAGAGUCUGAGGAGUCCGAUGAUGACAUGGGCUUCGGUCUCUUUGAUUAAAAAUGAUGUUUUUGUAAUAAAAAAACAAAAGUACAGAAACUA
Molecule: messenger RNA, 518 nt
Organism: Centropristis striata (black sea bass)
Lineage: Eukaryota; Metazoa; Chordata; Actinopteri; Perciformes; Serranidae
Gene: rplp1
Product: ribosomal protein, large, P1
Exons: 4
Coding region: 135-476 (113 amino acids)
Biological process (GO): translational elongation; cytoplasmic translation
Cellular component (GO): cytosolic large ribosomal subunit; ribosome
Molecular function (GO): ribonucleoprotein complex binding; structural constituent of ribosome; protein kinase activator activity
Source: RefSeq, a predicted model, not a curated record